Messenger RNA from Penicillium nucicola, 3804 nucleotides. RefSeq lists its product as uncharacterized. Gene Ontology annotation, biological process: glutathione metabolic process. Gene Ontology annotation, cellular component: cytosol. The record is from RefSeq and is a predicted model, not a curated record. The coding region runs from base 1 to 3804 and encodes 1267 amino acids. NCBI's taxonomy places the organism in Eukaryota, Fungi, Ascomycota, Eurotiomycetes, Eurotiales, Aspergillaceae. The transcript is spliced from 3 exons. Gene Ontology annotation, molecular function: 5-oxoprolinase (ATP-hydrolyzing) activity.
AUGACACGAAACAUGACGCAGCCCGGAAUUCGAAUUGCCAUUGACCGCGGCGGUACUUUUACUGACGCCUGGGCGCAAAUACCCGGACACACUGCAGAUGUAAUCUUCAAAGUUCUUUCUGUCUCACCAGACGAAUAUCAGGAUGCGCCGACGGAGUGCAUCCGACAGAUCUUGGAGAUUGCCAGUGGAUCGCCGAUUCCACGAGGUACUCUGCUGGACCUCCAGCCGGUUGAAUCUAUCCGGAUGGGCACCACAGUUGCGACCAACGCCCUCUUGGAACGCAAAGGCGAACGAGUUGCUCUGUUGAUCACCAAGGGAUUCCGAGAUCUAUUAAAAAUCGGAAAUCAGGCACGACCGAACAUCUUCGACCUCUCUGUGCAACGUCUUACUCAACUAUAUGAGACGGUUGUUGAGGUGGAUGAGCGCGUCACAGUCGAAGGCUUUUCAGAAGAUCCUGAGCCCAAGCAUCCAGAUGUUGACUCGGAUUCGGCAUUGAGAAUGGGUUUAACGGGUGAAGUUGUGCGUGUAUUGCGAACUCCAGAUCUCGAAGCAGUUCGAAAAGACCUUCUUGUCAUCUGGGAACAAGGAUACCGAUCUGUGGCUGUCGCACUCAUGCAUUCAUAUAUGUUCCAAGAUCAUGAGAUCUCUGUUGCUGCUGUUGCUCGAGAGCUUGGAUUCAAAGUUGUUGCAUCCUCAGAGCUACAAACAAUGGCAAAGCUCGUACCUCGGUGUCAAUCAGCUGUGGUGGAUGCGUAUCUUUCGCCGCUGACUGAAACUUACUUGGAUGAAUUCCGAAUGGGCUUCAAGGGUGCAUUGGAGGAUGAGCAUGGAAGGAAAGUAUUUGUCAACCAGUCUGAUGGCGGUUUAACUUCACUUUCCAAUUUCUCCGGUCUUCGAGGAGUCUUGAGCGGUCCUGCAGGUGGAGUUGUUGGCAUGUCCCGGACAUGUUAUGAUGCCCAAGAUGGAACACCCGUACUGGCAUUUGAUAUGGGCGGCACUAGCACCGAUGUCGCACGAUAUGCGGGAAGAUUGGAGCACAUCUUUGAAAGCACAAUAGCUCAGGUUACCAUCCAGACACCGCAGCUUGACAUCAACACGGUCGCAGCAGGGGGUGGAUCGAUGCUCUUUUGGGAGAAUGGAAUGUUCAAAGUUGGACCUCACAGCGCAGGUGCUCACCCAGGUCCAGCAUGCUAUGGGCGAGGUGGUCCAUUGACUGUGACUGACGCUAAUUUCUUCUUGGGGCGAGUCAUCCCGGAAUACUUCCCAAUGAAGCUGGACUUGAGUGUGGUCAGGGAGAAAUUUGUUGCACUCACAGCUAUCAUCAAUACCGAGAAGGAGGGAUCUUCAGAGCUCACAGCUGAGCAAGUUGCCGUGGGAUUUCUCUCCAUUGCGAAUGCAACAAUGACUCGCCCAAUUCGAGCAUUAAGCGAAGGUCGCGGGUUUGAGACCGCCGCUCAUAAUCUGUGUUGCUUUGGCGGUGCUGGUGGACAGCAUGCUGUUUUCAUUGCCCGGGACCUCGGAAUUCGACGAGCUCUCAUUCCACGGUAUUCAAGCAUCUUAUCUGCUUAUGGAAUGGCCCUUGCAGAUGUCGUGGUCGAAAAUCAAGAGCCCGAGGCAACAACCUUCAAUGAUAUCGCCAUUCGAAGACUGGAGGAGCGCUUCUGCAGGCUUGAACAAGCCGGAAUCGAUGGGUUGAUCUCCCAGGGCUUCUCAGAACCCCAGGUUAUUCAUGAGCGUUUCCUCAACAUGCGCUAUCAAGGUAGUGACACCGCUUUGAUGAUCGCGAAACCCGAGAGUACUGCAGACUUUGGCAGUGCAUUUAUAGCUCGUCAUCAACAGGAAUUCGGAUUCACACAGCCACGGGACAUUCUGAUUGAUGAUGUUCGUGUUCGAAGUGUCGGGAAAGGCAUGGAUGUUGCCCUAUCAAGUCCGUGUGCAGAGUUGAAAAGGCUUGCGGAUUCGCCUCCCACAACUCCAAUAAGACCAUCACAGAACACCAAGGUCUAUUUCGAGCAAGAAGGUUGGACCGAUGUUGGCCUAUUCUCUCUCAAGUCGCUUUCUCCUGGUACACGUAUCAAGGGACCUGCAAUGAUCAUCGACAAGACUCAAACCAUUAUCGUGGAUCCUUUGAGUGAAGCCAGUAUUCUUUCAGAGCAUGUUGUGAUUGAUGUCACAGGCACCGAAAAGCCUGAAGUAAGCAUUGAUGUUGUGGAUCCUGUCCAACUCAGUGUCUUCGGUCAUCGCUUCAUGAGUGUCGCAGAACAGAUGGGUCAGACAAUGCAGAAGACUUCUGUGUCAGUCAACAUCAAAGAGCGAUUGGAUUAUUCCUGCGCAGUGUUCUCUGCAUAUGGAAGCUUGGUUGCAAAUGCCCCACACAUUCCGGGACAUUUGGGAUCCAUGAGCUACGCAAUCGCGUAUCAGGCACGGCUUUAUAAACCUGGCGAACUGAAGCCCGGUGACGUCUUACUGAGCAACCAUCCCAGCGCUGGGGGUACGCAUCUUCCAGACCUGACAGUGACAACCCCAGUGUUUGACAGUGAUGACAAUCCAACAAGGAUCCUGUUUUUUGUCGCAAACCGAGGGCACCAUGCAGAUAUUGGUGGCAUUCAACCUGGUUCUAUGCCGCCUCAAUCUACUGAGCUCUGGCAAGAGGGUGCUGCAGUCGAGUCUUUCAAAAUAGUCAAGGAAGGACAAUUCGAUGAGCCGGGUCUGUUGAAAGUGCUGGUGGAUAUCCCAGCAUCAUACCCUGGAUCAAGUGGCACUCGAACACUCCGUGACAACAUUGCCGACCUGAAAGCUGCUAUUGCUUCCAAUAAGAAAGGAAUUCAUCUCAUCCAAACACUGGUCAAAGAAUACAGUUGGCCCGUGGUUGAAUAUUAUAUGCAAGCAAUCCAGGACAAUGCUAGUCAGGUAACUCGUGACCUGCUUAGAAUGAUCGCCGAUAGGUUCGACGGACGCCCUCUUCAAGCCGUUGAUUACAUCGAUGAUGGAACACCCUUGGCUUUGAAGAUUGACAUUGACCGGGACACUGGAAAUGCGACAUUUGAUUUUACCGGCACAGGACCUGAGCACUUCGGUAACUUGAAUUGUCCUCCAGCCAUCAUGUACUCUGGAAUCAUGCGCAUAGUUGAUUUGAUUUUCAAAGCAUUCCGUGCAGCAGCAGCUUCUCAGGGCACAUGUAACAACCUGACAUUUGGCUAUGGCGGCACUGAUGCAGAGACAGGAGAGGUUACAAAGGGUUUCGGAUACUACGAGACGAUUGCUGGUGGAUCCGGAGCCGGAGCAGACUGGGAUGGUGAGAGUGGCGUACAUACACAUAUCACCAAUACGCGAAUCUCCGAUCCUGAGAUCUUCGAAAAGCGUUAUCCGGUCAUUCUACAUGAGUUUUCAAUCCGCAGUGGCAGUGGUGGAGCAGGAAGACAUAGGGGUGGCGAUGGAUGUGUUCGAGAUAUCGAAUUCCGGCUGCCAAUGCAGGUGUCUAUUCUGUCUGAGCGACGAGUAAUCGCUCCAUAUGGGAUGGCUGGUGGUGAGGAGGGUAAACGAGGCGUUAACAUUUGGCUGCGAAAGUAUCCAGAUGGAACAAGUCGAACUAUCAGUCUUGGUGGAAAAGCAACCACUCAGAUGAGCGCCGGUGAUCAUAUCAUCGUUAACACACCUGGUGGUGGGGGCUACGGCAUUGAUCCUAACAAGAAACCGGAGUUCGAUUUUGGUGACGUUUUCAAGAUCAAGGAGAAGUUCGUUCCUGGCUCACUUCGCACUCAGGGCAGUGUUGCUGAGAGGACUGCAACGGCUGCUGGCAAUUGA